GCAGGAGCCGCCCAGUCAAUACUCACUCCGCCUGCUCCCCGGGUGCCCACUUUCCCAGGGGGCCAGGGAUGGUGACACCACUAUGACUCAGUGAUGAGCCUCAGAUACAGGCCGGCCUCAUAAAGCACCCAGAGGCCUCCGGCGGGACAUUUCCUUAGCCACAGCAGCCCGGGAGGAAGGUGGGCCACGUCCGGCACCAUGGCGGAACUGGAGAUGGCCAUAGGCAUGAUCAUCGAUGUCUUCGCCCGGUACGCAGGCGGCGAGGGCAGCGCGCAGACCCUGACCAAGGGGGAGCUGAGGGCGCUGAUGGAGAAGGAGCUCCCUGGCUUCCUGGAGACCGGGAAGGACAAGGAUGCCGUGGACAAAAUGCUCAAGGACUUGGAUGCCAACGGAGAUGCCGAGGUGGACUUCAGUGAGUUCAUGAUGUUUGUAGCUGCGCUCACAUGUGCCUGUCACAGGUUCUUCCAGGCAGGAUGCGAAUGAUACCCCAGAGAUCCAGAUUCCUGCCAGAGGCGCGGCAGGGCCUGGAGGUGGGCCCCUGGCUUCCAGAAAGUCCUUGUUGGCGAUUACUUCCCUGGGCUGAGCCCGCUGAUGUCCCUGUGAUUAAUAAAUACUUGUGAAAUGA
This is a messenger RNA of Microcebus murinus (gray mouse lemur), 625 nucleotides long. It is a transcript of the gene S100P, whose product is annotated as S100 calcium binding protein P. NCBI's taxonomy places the organism in Eukaryota, Metazoa, Chordata, Mammalia, Primates, Cheirogaleidae. The record is from RefSeq and is a predicted model, not a curated record. Gene Ontology annotation, cellular component: extracellular exosome; cytoplasm. Gene Ontology annotation, molecular function: calcium-dependent protein binding; transition metal ion binding; calcium ion binding. Gene Ontology annotation, biological process: endothelial cell migration.